Molecule: messenger RNA, 827 nt
Organism: Oppia nitens
Lineage: Eukaryota; Metazoa; Arthropoda; Arachnida; Sarcoptiformes; Oppiidae
Exons: 3
Coding region: 58-717 (219 amino acids)
Source: RefSeq, a predicted model, not a curated record
UUUGUUUUUAAAAAGUUUUUUUUUGAAUAGUAAUUUGAAAAAUUUUUUAAUAUCAAUAUGAAAUACUUAACCAUUUUGCUGGUCAUUCCUGUUGUUUUUUCUCAAUUUGAUGAAAAUAUUAUUUCAGAUAAUGAUAUUAAAGCCAUGGAUGAGUUGCUAAAUAAUUUGGAAAAGAGUGUGGAUCAGCAAAAAGGUGAUGUUAUUGUCAAUUAUCUCAACAAAAACAAAGUCGAGACUAAAACAAAUAAAGUGAAUGAUGUCGUGAAAAGUGCUGAUCAAUCAGUUAUCGUUGAUUUGGAUAAUUACAGAUUAAAGUCUAUAAAGGAAUCAAUAGUUGAUAGACAAACAAUGAUUUCUGAGUUCCAUAAAGUGUUUGCAGACAUCAAACUACCGAAAAAUUUUCAAAAAAUUUUUGAAUCGUUUUCCGAGUUUUUUCAAAAAUCCUUAGAAGAUAUGACCCGUGGUUUAACCAGUGAUUCUGAUUCGCCAUUUAAUCAUAAAGAGCUGAUGAAAAUGGAGGAAAUGCACAACAAUUUCAAUGAAUGUCGCAAAAUAGCAGAACCAGUGAUGACUCGUUUGGCACAACUGUCCGAAAAAUACAAUACUCCUGAGUUAAAGCCAAAAGUGGAUACUUCGGAGUUUUGCUUUAUUGCCGUAAAUUUUGUUAAUAAAGCCGACGAUCUCAAGGCAUACACCGCCAGAAAGUUUGAACUUUAAAGACAUUAACUUUUAAUUCAAUGAUUUUAUUUAUUUUAAUUAUAAUUGACUUUCAGUUUUUUUUGUAAACAUUUGUAAAUACAGUGUAUUUCUUACUGUUAUUUAAUUCA